GUGAAUGUGACUUUCGCUCCUUGCGUCGACCUCAAUCGCUCGUUGUUCUGCUUGAGGAGGAUGUAUCAGCAACCCCCUCCAUAUCCAGGGCAGCAGUACCCGCCGCAGCCGGGUCAGUAUCCUCCAGGUCAAUACCCUCCAGGUCAGUACCCUCCGGGUCAGUACCCACCAGCUCAACAAGGCGUGCCAGCGCAAUACCCACCGCAACAGUAUCCACCUCAACGGAUCCCACCGCAGGCGUACCCGCCGCCACAGCCGACGCAGUACGCACAGCAGCAGUACUACGCCCAGCAAGGACGCGCUUUGUUCCAGUCCGCUACAGCCCCUGCGCCCGUGCAGUACAUUCCAGCACCCCAUCCCGGCUAUGUCCAACCAGGCUAUGCACAAGCACAACCAGUGUAUGUGCAACAACCGGGGGUGUAUUAUGGAGCCCCCCACGGCCAUGUGAAGAUGGGCAAGCACGGAAAAAUCAAGUACAAGCACAAACGCAAGGGUUUCAAACUCAAGGGAUUCAAGCGCAAAGGGUUCAAGUGGUUCAAGUAGCCGCCGCCGCCAUUUCCCGGCUUGGAUCUGGCGUUGUGUAGCAUUAAUCACGCAACUACAUACUAACCUUCCAUCAUGCUUCCUGAGGUCUCUAUAACGCUAAUGGAGACCUAACGCUGAAUACACAAGUCUAUUGCAACCACCAAGGGACGUAAUGUAAAUACGUGCAAAUUCACUCGUAAACU
Aphanomyces astaci is the source of this 728-nucleotide messenger RNA. RefSeq lists its product as hypothetical. The record is from RefSeq and is a predicted model, not a curated record. The transcript has a single exon. NCBI's taxonomy places the organism in Eukaryota, Oomycota, Saprolegniomycetes, Saprolegniales, Verrucalvaceae. The coding region runs from base 61 to 543 and encodes 160 amino acids.